CAUGAGAUUCCGACAAUGGAGGACGACGUCGACUAUUCCGUCCAGGUCCAGGCCAGAGUUCCUGGAUGCCUUGCAGUUGGUUGGCUCUCCUUUCCUUUGUCUGUGCACGUGGAUGAAAACGGUACCGAAUGAUACUCUUGGGUUGUUAAGUGCUAAUUCUCUAAAACAGCACUUUACUUAUUUACACACUACCAUGCCACUAGCUUAG
Protopolystoma xenopodis is the source of this 208-nucleotide messenger RNA. NCBI's taxonomy places the organism in Eukaryota, Metazoa, Platyhelminthes, Monogenea, Polystomatidea, Polystomatidae. The record is from the annotation of a GenBank genome assembly.